Lindgomyces ingoldianus is the source of this 570-nucleotide messenger RNA. RefSeq lists its product as uncharacterized. The coding region runs from base 1 to 570 and encodes 189 amino acids. The record is from RefSeq and is a predicted model, not a curated record. The transcript is spliced from 4 exons. Lineage: Eukaryota; Fungi; Ascomycota; Dothideomycetes; Pleosporales; Lindgomycetaceae.
AUGAAUGCUGCGACUAGUAUCAAUGGAAGGAAAACUUCUGCAAACGCUACAGAGCCCGUGGAUGCUUCAAAUUACAACUUGUCAUCUACUUUGAGGGAAGUUGAUGUUGAGAUACCACUAGUGGUGAUGUACGUACCAACGGGCACUGGGACGCCUUGCUGUGCUGGAAGAUCAUGUCAAAAGGGGGGAAUCUAUGGUUUGAAGGUGGGUCCGGUACACGUGACGUUUAAACCAACUGAGAAAACCCAAUGUGCAUUCCGUAUGGUCCACGAAUACUGCCCAUACGCGGUGGAGAUUCGAAUGACCAUGUGUGAAAUGCAAGAUGUUGAAAUGAUCUGUAUGAUAUCAAGGCAGUCUCUUCCAAAUAUUCCUCGUGGGGCUAUGGGCUGCGCCGGUCCGGGAUCAGUUCCACAUCCUUCGCAUUGUAGGAGCGUUAUUGAUUCGUGUCACCGAACCAUAACCACAUCGACUCCGUGGGGCCUCUUCCUUGCGCGGUCCGCACCGUUACAUGCAGAGCCGGACACGAAAGUCGCUUCACGUGUUCCCCAUCUUGCGCUUUCGGAAAUUUGA